GGUGGAUAGUUGAGCAUACGACUCGCACGCAAAAGCACUUGUUCCCGCACCGCCCGUUUUUUUCGUUUUCUUCUGUCUAUCUGCAGUGGGCACACAGCAAACGACAACAGCGCUCAGCCCCCCGACAGCCACGGCUGACUGAGAACCACUACAACAACACGCAGUACACACACACACAGACGCACACACAUGGAGCAUCUGGUCGCUGCCUUGGAGGCAACUCUCUCCACAGACCAAAAUGAGCGCGAGGCUGCCCAGAACUGGCUCGACGAGGCCAAGGCCAACGACAAGCCUGGCUUGAUGGGCGCUUUGGCAAAUGCGCUGGUGACUGUGGAUUACACCACAGCAGCACGACAGCAAGCAGGUCUGCAGCUCAAGAACUGCAUCUCUGGCCAGCACGGCCUCAUUCGCGAGGAAGAGCGCGCCAGCUGGACUCAAAUUGACGACAGUAUCCGCACCCACAUCAAGCAAUGUGCACUCAACACACUGGGCACCGAGAAGUCCCAUCCCUCCACAGCGGCUCAGGUGUAUGCGGCGGUGAGCACGAUUGAGGUGCCUCUUGGCAUGUGGCCUGAUGCCGUGCCGAUGCUGCUGAGUCGACUGGACGGCGAGGGCGUGACAGAGGACCUCACAGUCUCCGUCAUGGACGCCCUUGGCUAUCUCACCGGCGACAUUACCGACAUUGACCCGAACGUGCUUCAGCCAUUUGCCAACGACAUCCUCACAGCUGUCGUCGGGGCAAUGACAUCGAGCACGGCAAGCGCAAAGGUGCAGACUGCUGCCAUCAAGGCGCUGGCAAACAGUAUCGAGUUUUGCCGCGACAACUUCAACUCAAAGGACGAGCGCGACCACAUCAUGAUGGCUGUGUGCAACAGCACGCUCUCUGGCGACGCCAAAGUCGUGGAGACGUCGAUUCAGUGCUUGGUCGACAUUGCAGAUGUGUACUACCAUCAUCUUCAGGAGUAUAUGAACGACGCCCUCUUCCCGAUUAUGAACACGGCGAUGAGGUCGGAGACAACGGAGAUUGCGCUGCAGGGCAUUGAGUUCUGGACGACCAUCGCCGAGCGCGAGCUUGAGCUUGAAGACCAGGCGGAGGACCAGAUGGCCAAGGGGCUCAGCCCAUCGGAGGUCAGCGCAAACUACUGCCUUGCUGCCCAGGACAAGCUGCUGCCCGUGCUGCUUAAGCUGCUCGCUCAGCAGGAGGAAGAGGAGGACGAGGACGAGUGGACUGUGUCCAAGGCCGCUGCCGUCUGUCUCGGCAUCAUCGCCGAGGUCAUCAAGGACGCCGUGGUCGACCCUGUGCUGCAGUUUGUGCAGUCGAACCUGGGUCACGAAGACUGGCGCUACCGCGAUGCGUCCAUCCUUGCCUUUGGCAGCAUCCUCAGCGGGCCGUCCCAGGACAAGCUUGCCGAGAUUGUGGUGCAGGCUGCGCUUCCCAUUGUCAACCUCAUCCAGGACAACUCCGUCGUGGUGCAGGACUCAGUGGCGUGGAUUCUUGGGCGCAUGAUUGAGCUGUUCCCGGAGAUUAUGCUCACGCCCGAAAUUUUCCCCUCGCUGCUGGAGGCCCUGGGAUUUGCCCUCAGCCUCCCGCCUCGCGUCUCCACAAACUCGUGCUGGUCUAUCUCCUCUCUAGCUGAGGAGUGCUUCAACGUUGCCCUGAGCACCAUGGACGAGGAUGCGUACCAGCCACCCUCCUAUCUCCUCUCACAACAGUACAGCACGGUCAUGGGUGCCCUCAUCCAGGUCUCUCAGAGGGAUGACCUAGACGAGUCUGGCCUGGGCGUUGCGUGCUUCGACGCCAUUUCCUCGCUCAUUCAGUUCUCCGCGGCGGAUUGCUACCCGCACGUCGCCGAGGCCACCAGCACCUUCCUGGGCCGCCUCGAGGCAACCCUCACCAUGCAGCCGCAGACCGCAGAGCAGUACAAGCAGCUCCUCGCCAUGCAGGGUUUCAUCUGCCAAGUGCUCCAGCCCGCAAUCACGGUUCUUGAGGCUUCUGACGUGAAGAGCAUUUCUGACAAGAUUGUGAUGAGCGUUGUGCAGCUGUUGCGAAUGGGCGGAAAGUCGGGCAGCGAGGCCGCGGAAGACGCGUUUGGCGUCAUCUCGGCGCUCUUGAGAAAGCUGGAGCGUGACUUUGCACCGUACUUUGACACAGUCAAGCCGCUUGUUGUGGAGGCGUUGCAGAACACACAGCACUCGCAGACGUGUCUGGCUGCUGUCGGCGCCCUCUCCGACAUGCUGCUGGCGUUGCAAGACCAAGUGAAGCCGUAUGUGCAGGAGUUCCUCAGCCUUCUCAUGGAGGUCGUCGCGGUGCCUGAUGUUGACCGGAGCAUCAAGCCGCAGGUGAUUUCGACGUUUGGAGACUUUGCACAGGCGAUUGGCCGAGACAUUGUGGUGUACCUGCAGAUGCUGCUGCCUGUGCUCAAGACAGCGUCUGAGUCAGCAACGACCCUUGAGAGCGACGACGAAGACGACAUUGCCUUUAUGAACCAGCUCCGUGAAAACAUCCUGGAGACAUACACAAACAUUCUGCAGGCCCUGACCGACGAGAACGCCAAAGCAACGCCUGAGCUGACGGCCAUUAGCGGGGACAUUGCGUUUGUGCUCCAGUUUAUCACGCACAUCUGCUCAGACCCCACGCUCUCUGAUGCGGUUUACUGCGUCAGUGCCGGCUUCAUUGGUGAUUGUCUGCGUGCAUUUGGCAACGAGAUCAAGGGAGUUGUGUCGGAGGAGCUCGUGCAGCAUAUUUUGUCGAGAGCCAAGGAGUCUGGAGACGCCAAGUUUGAGAGCACGGCCAGGUGGAUGUACGGCCACUACACGAAGAUGUAAUGUGCCGCCGCCGUGUGUGCCCGUCCUCUCUCCUCCCCCUACCUCUCUCUCUCUCUCUUCUCCUUUCUGCCGCUGCUGUUGCAACCUUCGACAAUGUCAGGUGGCAGAUGCAAACGCAAACACGAUGCACGCGCCGAUUCCUUUUCUUCUCGUUUCUGUUUCCUCUUUCCUUGUUCUUUCCCUCCCCUCUCCCCUCUCCUCUGUUGUUUGAGCGGCCUCGGCUGCUGUUGGGUUUUUGGAUGCACUGCUGGGCUGACACCACGCUGAUCUUGUUGUUCUUGUUCGUCUUGUGGCUGUUGUUGUUCUUGUUGUUCUUGUUGUUGUUUGGUUUUCCGUCUGGGCGUUGCGUGCGUGCGCGGUUUUGCAUGAGGCUUCGGUGUGCUGGUGUGUAAUUGUUGUAGUUUUAUUAACUGGCUUGUCCAUGUGUGGCUGUGUGUUUGUUGUGGGCUGCUUUCUCCGCGGCCCAGUGCAUGCUGUGAUUGCCGUGCUCUGGUGUGCACAUGUGUAUUUUUGAGUGUGCACACCUGUGUUUUGUUUGUUCCCUUUCCUGCCCAUCUUAUUUCCCCUUGUCCUUUCUUCCUCUUCCAUUUUGUAUCUUUCUUUCUUCUCUCUUUCCUCUUUCUCCCCUGGCCAGAAAAGGCGCAAUGCCUGGCGAAGCUGUGCGUGUGUUGUUUGGUUGACUGGAGGUACACGUGUUGCGUGUGUGUGUGUGUGUGUCUGUCUGCUGGUGCGUCUGUUCAUGUGUCUGUCUGUGUGUGUUUGUCGCGUGUGUCUUGUGUGACAUGCUUCCUGUGUGUGUGUGGGCACUUCGGCUGUGUGUACGUGCGUUUGUGUUGCGUGAAUGUUGGCUGAGACGCUCGUUUCGCUCGUCGCAAUAAAACUUGUAGGCAAUAGC
Molecule: messenger RNA, 3721 nt
Organism: Salpingoeca rosetta
Lineage: Eukaryota; Choanoflagellata; Craspedida; Salpingoecidae
Exons: 19
Coding region: 190-2826 (878 amino acids)
Biological process (GO): protein import into nucleus
Cellular component (GO): nucleus; cytoplasm
Molecular function (GO): nuclear import signal receptor activity; small GTPase binding
Source: RefSeq, a predicted model, not a curated record